AUGGAUCCAGCAGGAAUGAACAUGAAUAUGAGAGUACGUUCAUCUGGUUCAACACCAUCAGAGGAAUCAGCUUUGGAUUUGGAGAAAACUUGUUACAGCAACUCGAAUCCCCCUUCAUUUCCAAACCCACACCCACACCAACAACAACCAAGUCUUCAACCCUAUGCAUCAGGCGGACAGCACUCAGAGAGCAACGCUGCUUAUUUUUCGUGGCCUACCUCUAGCCGACUAAGUGAUGCUGCUGAAGAGAGAACAAACUAUUUUGUAAACUUACAAAAGGGAGUUUUGCCUGAAUCUAUUGGCAGGUUACCUAAAGGACACCAAGCAACCACUUUGCUUGAGUUAAUGACUAUUCGUGCAUCUCACAGUAAGAUUUUGCGUUGUUAUAGUCUUGGAACUGCAAUUGGGUUUAGGAUUCGUAGGGGCGUGUUGACUGAUAUUCCUGCAAUCUUAGUCUUUGUUUCCCGAAAAGUUCAUAAGCAAUGGCUAAGCCCCAUUCAGUGUCUACCCACUAUUCUUGAGGGACCCGGGAGUGUGUGGUGUGAUGUGGAUGUUGUGGAGUUUUCUUACUUUGGUGCACCUGAACCAACAACCAAGGAACAAUUGUACACUGAUAUUGUGGAUGACCUUCGUGGAAGUGGCUCAUGUAUCGGUUCUGGUUCUCAGGUAGCAAGUCAAGAGACAUAUGGUACAUUGGGAGCUAUUGUGAGAAGCCAAACAGGCAGCAGACAAGUUGGUUUUCUCACAAACCGCCACGUGGCUGUCAAUCUAGAUUACCCAAAUCAGAAAAUGUUUCAUCCUUUACCACCUACACUUGGACCUGGGAUAUAUCUUGGUGCAGUCGAAAGAGCUACUUCAUUUAUCACAGAUGAUCUUUGGUAUGGUAUCUUUGCUGGAAUUAACCCAGAGACCUUCGUGAGAGCUGAUGGGGCGUUCAUUCCUUUCAGUGAUGAUUUUGACAUGUCGACUGUAACAACAUGUGUAAAAGACGUUGGGGAGAUUGGAGAUGUGAAAAUCGUUGAUUUGCAAUCUCCCAUCAAUAGUCUUAUUGGUAAAAAAGUGAUGAAAGUUGGGAGGAGUUCAGGGUUGACUAAAGGAACAAUCUUGGCUUAUGCCCUUGAAUAUAACGACGAAAAGGGUAUUUGUUUCUUUACUGAUUUUCUUGUUGUUGGAGAAAACCAGCAAACGUUUGACCUUGAAGGCGAUAGUGGAAGUCUGAUUGUCUUAAAAGCUGAGGAGAAUGACAAUGAGAACGAAGAAAAACCAAAAGCAAGGCCUAUUGGGAUCAUAUGGGGUGGGACAGCGAAUAGGGGCAGAUUGAAACUUAAAGUCGGUCAGCCACCGGAAAAUUGGACAAGCGGCGUUGACCUUGGCCGCCUACUCAAUCUCCUUGAACUUGAUCUAAUAACAACCGGAGAUGCCCUAAAAGCGGCGGUGCAAGAGCAAAGGGCGGCUUCAGCAACAGUGAUGGGGUCAAGCGGUGGGGAAUCUUCACCGCCGGAAAUAGUGCUUCCUAAAGAUAAAGCGGAACCGUUAGGGCUUCAUAUCCAACAGCAUAUUCCUUUGGAAGAGGGUGGUGGUGGUGGUGGCGGCCCGGAUAUGAAUUUGUCUCCGGCGGAAAAUGCAAGCAAUUUGGAGGUGGGGCCAAGUAUUGAGGAGCAUCAGUUUAUUCCGAGUUUCAAUGGGCAGUCGCCGCUGCAUAGAAAUGAGAGGCGGUGUAGGGCUGAGUCUGAGAAUCUGAGUGCGUUGAAAAGCGGGACGGAUGAGGAGGAUUUAGGGUUUUCGCUUCAUUUGGGGGAUAAUGAGCCAAAGAGAAGGCGGUCUGACCCUUUGGAUGAAGCUAAAUAAACCUGUGUUUAAAUGGUAAAUAAACCAAGUGUUUGGUUAUGGUUAUGGUGGGUUGAAGUUAACUUUUAUUUUGUGGUAAUCUGGUAUGCUAACUAAUCCUAAUUUGAGCUGCGAAUUAUGGUAAUGUUAUAAAAUGGUUUAUACAAUGGGUUUACAUCUAUGAUAAGGUGGAUACCACCCACCGCACUAUUUGGUGGGCUGAAGGGGCAAGUGAGAUGUCGGGGGACACCACACCCAUUGGUGUGUGGUGAACCAACCCCCUUCCCCCACCAAUUGAUUCCACCAUAUAUUUUUUUUUUCAUGUUUUAUAUUAUUUUACAACACAUCACAUUGUUGCACAAAAUCUCAGUGGUGUACCGUUCACCUGAGAAUUUUUUAGGUCCACUGCUAGGUGAUGGGAGAGUAAGGGGAAAAUGACGUGGCAAAGAGUUGACAGUGAAAAAAUAAGGGAAGUGAUAGUGCGCUCCCUUUGGCCUAAGGCUAUAUUAUAUGAGGACCACAACGUAAGGUUGUUUGAAGUGGAGUAGCGACAACCGUCAGGAACACCUUGUCGGGUAGAGCGGUGCGUG
This is a messenger RNA of Lactuca virosa, 2417 nucleotides long. The record is from the annotation of a GenBank genome assembly. Lineage: Eukaryota; Viridiplantae; Streptophyta; Magnoliopsida; Asterales; Asteraceae.